GACGGCGCGCGCCCACUGCUCAUGCGCGUACGCAUAACGUGACAGGGCUUGGCGGCGCGCCGCCUGUGCUCAUGCACACGCGCAAUAUCCCAAAACGGUGCCUGCCGGCUGGCUGUACGGAGAAAAAGAAACUAAGAAUUAAACUAAAUAAUAGAAUUAGAAAAGUUAGCAGUCCAUUUAAUCGAAAUGGCGCACUACAGAGGUUCUGAAUCCAAGCGGGAGCAGUUCAGGAGGUACUUGGAGAAAGCUGGAGUCCUGGACAGCCUCACCAAUGUGCUUGUGGCACUGUACGAGGAGACGGAGAAGCCUACCAACGCUUUAGAUUUCGUCAAGCAACACCUGGGCGUGGCUGGUCCGGAGCCCGGGGAGACAGAGACCCUGCGACAGGAGGUGGCUGACCUGCGAGGGAAGUGCGAGAAGCUGACGGAGGAGAACAAGGAGCUCAGAAGCAGGCUUCUGCAAUAUGAACCCACAACAACGGAAGGAGGACCUGAAUGAGACCACCACUGUGGGACUUGCACAGAGGUCACUUUAAGACAUUGCAACACUGGGAACUCCAAGGAUACUCUCUUUCUGUUGAUAUAAUAUAAAUGACUGCACUGCUAAUAUUGUUGAACUUUUCUUUUUUAAUUAUAAUUUUUAUAUUGAAUACCUGAAUUUAGUACACUUCUUUUUUUAGUCACUCUGCUGCUGUGUCAUUUGGUGCUAAGACCGUGUGGGUCUUGGUUUUUAUGCACCGGUGAUGUUACCUGGAAUGUUGUUUCUGUCAUUCUUGUGUAAAUCAGCAGAAGGGUCGUGGUACUAGACAUGUUUGCGUUUCCAAGUUUAUAUUAAAGUCAGAAUAAGGUG
Brienomyrus brachyistius is the source of this 849-nucleotide messenger RNA. RefSeq names its product MYC binding protein. Gene Ontology annotation, cellular component: nucleus. Gene Ontology annotation, biological process: regulation of DNA-templated transcription. The transcript is spliced from 5 exons. The coding region runs from base 187 to 498 and encodes 103 amino acids. Gene Ontology annotation, molecular function: transcription coactivator activity. The record is from RefSeq and is a predicted model, not a curated record. NCBI's taxonomy places the organism in Eukaryota, Metazoa, Chordata, Actinopteri, Osteoglossiformes, Mormyridae.